Molecule: messenger RNA, 590 nt
Organism: Paraphaeosphaeria sporulosa
Lineage: Eukaryota; Fungi; Ascomycota; Dothideomycetes; Pleosporales; Didymosphaeriaceae
Exons: 1
Coding region: 409-573 (54 amino acids)
Source: RefSeq, a predicted model, not a curated record
GAAUCAAUCUGCGUGGAAUCACUCUGCGAUACCAUGACGAAGUCUAGAUUGUAUUGAGAGGCGAGUCCGCGCAGAACCCUUGGCGUGAGAGUGCACCAUCCUCCGCAAUGCCAUCUCAACGUUGUUGCAGAGCAUCGAUGCCGUCACGCCAUUCGCCCUACAGGUCCCAACAGUGCGCAUCUCCGAGCGAUUGCAUGCUGCAGACCGGUCGGUCGCACAGCAGCAAGGUGCUUCAUCGAAUCGCCCUUGGCAGGAACACGCAGGAGCGGAGAGAUGGGGUGGAACAGAUGAGCUACAGCGGGUGGCUGAUCGGUGCAUGGGAAGCCGGGUAGCUGCUGCGGAGCGGCUGUGGCAUGUGAACAGCAGCAGCAGGGUGUUUAGCCGGGUCGACGGAGCGGUGAGCACAGGAUGAAUGGCAGCUGUGCCGUCUAUUGCGCGUCAUUGGCGAUGCAUGGAGGCGUGGAGGGGAUGCACGACGCUGCUGCCGUUGCUCCCGGCCGUCGUCGGUUUCCAUGGCGAAAGCGCGUCCAGGACACUGCAAGCAACUGCGUCUUCUCCAACGCCCCACCUUAGUCAGCGCUGGUCCCCCA